This is a messenger RNA of Colletotrichum phormii, 1596 nucleotides long. Its product is annotated as IBR domain-containing protein. Lineage: Eukaryota; Fungi; Ascomycota; Sordariomycetes; Glomerellales; Glomerellaceae. Bases 1 to 1596 code for a protein of 531 amino acids. Gene Ontology annotation, cellular component: ubiquitin ligase complex; cytoplasm. Gene Ontology annotation, molecular function: ubiquitin conjugating enzyme binding; zinc ion binding; ubiquitin protein ligase activity. The record is from RefSeq and is a predicted model, not a curated record. The transcript has 3 exons. Gene Ontology annotation, biological process: protein polyubiquitination; positive regulation of proteasomal ubiquitin-dependent protein catabolic process; ubiquitin-dependent protein catabolic process.
AUGGAUUCAGAGGAGGACUUCAUGUCGGCUCCCUCGAGCGACGACGAGAUCAUGCAGGAUGACAGCGGCGAGGACAUGUCUGGCCCUGAUGAUUUCGAUGAAGAUGACUUCGAAGACGAGCCCGAGGACCUGGGCAUGAUCAAGGACUCCGACAGCCGAAAGAAAGUGGCCUACGACAUCUCAUUCAAGGUCUACGAACCAAAGGAUAUCCAACGUCAACAGGAUGACAUGAUCGACGAGGUCAACAUGAUCCUGAACAUCCGCAAGGAAGACGUUGCGAUAUUGUUGCGGCACUUUAGGUGGAACAAAGAACGUUUGAUCGAGGACUACAUGGACGCUCCCAACAAGGUCUUGGAGGCUGCCGGCCUUGGCUCGAAUGUGGCCGGCCCGCCCAAGCUUGAAGCCAUUCCGGGCUUCAUGUGCGACAUCUGCUGCGAAGAUGAGGAGGGCCUCCAGACCUUCUCUCUCAAAUGCGGCCACCGAUACUGCGUGGACUGCUACCGCCAAUACCUGACUCAAAAGAUUCGCGAAGAAGGUGAGGCGGCUCGCAUCCAGUGUCCGGCCGAGGGCUGCGGCCGCAUCAUCGAUUCAAAGUCCUUGGAUCUGCUCGUUGCAUCCGAUCUCAACUCCCGAUACCAUGAGCUGCUUAACCGGACGUACGUGGAGGACAAGGAAAUCUUGAAGUGGUGCCCUGCACCAGACUGCCCCAACGCCGUGGAAUGCGCCAUUAAGAAGAAGGACUUGGACAGAAUUGUUCCCACAGUAGCAUGCGGCUGCGGCCAUCGCUUCUGCUUUGGCUGCAUUUUAACUGAUCACCAGCCUGCUCCCUGUGAGCUUGUCAAGCGAUGGUUGAAGAAGUGUGCAGACGAUUCGGAGACUGCUAACUGGAUAUCGGCUAAUACCAAGGAGUGCCCCAAGUGCAACUCGACAAUCGAGAAGAACGGCGGCUGCAACCACAUGACAUGCCGAAAGUGCAAGCACGAGUUCUGCUGGAUGUGCAUGGGCUUGUGGUCGGAGCACGGCACGAGCUGGUACAACUGCAAUCGCUUCGAGGAAAAGAGUGGUACAGAUGCGCGUGAUGCCCAGGCUAAGUCCCGCAUAUCGCUAGAGCGCUACCUGCAUUACUACAACCGAUAUGCCAACCACGAACAGUCUGCCAAGCUCGACAAGGACAUCUACCAUAAGACGGAGAAGAAGAUGGUGCAGCUUCAGACAGCCUCAGGCAUGUCUUGGAUUGAGGUUCAGUACCUAAACCAGGCCUCACAAACGCUGCAAACUUGCCGGCAGACUCUUAAGUGGACCUACGCCUUCGCAUUUUAUCUGGCGCGCAACAACUUGACCGAGAUCUUCGAAGAUAACCAAAAGGAUCUCGAGAUGGCCGUCGAGGCCUUGUCAGAGAUGUUUGAGAAGCCCGUCCAGGAGCUUUGUGACAAGAAGUUAAAGGUCGACAUAAUGGACAAGACGUCGUACUGCAAGAAGCGACGGAUCAUCUUGCUUGAAGACACUGCAGACAACCUGGCCAAUGGACGUUGGACCUUUAAUGUAGAUCUUCACGGACCUUCGCCAGCCGGGGCUACAAGCAGUCGUCGUCAGUAG